Molecule: messenger RNA, 1002 nt
Organism: Letharia columbiana
Lineage: Eukaryota; Fungi; Ascomycota; Lecanoromycetes; Lecanorales; Parmeliaceae
Exons: 2
Coding region: 1-1002 (333 amino acids)
Source: RefSeq, a predicted model, not a curated record
AUGAAUUUAUACAUAAAACCGGGUACCGAUCCAGCCUUGCUGACGCCGCAGUCUUGUCUGACACGCUCCAAUGUGACCUCAGCUGAAAAUGCAAUCUCAGCUGAGGACACACCCAUUGCAUUUGCCUUUGCUGACCCCUUGCCAACUUCCGGUCUUUUUGAUCCUGAGCUUAGAGCCAUGGCAGGGCGUUAUUUACCUGUUGCUUUAAUAUUGUUGCACCUACACAAUAUCAUCCCCGUCUCCGCCACAACAUCCGUCCGCUUUUACACCGAUUCCUCCUGCAAGACGCUUUACGCCACGGUGUACACAGACACCGAUCUGGGAAAUGGCCAUUGUGGGCAAUUUUCCACAUUCAUCAAUAGCGCCAGUUCGAGCACCAUUGACAAUGGCUGCUCCGUCACGAUUUAUACGGAUUACUGCAACAGCAACGCUACACUGGUACCUCUGGAAAGUUGUACGAGCAUGAGCAUUAGCUCCUUCAGUGUGGACUGUCCUCAGAUCAACGGCACACGCGAUACCGGCUACAUCACGAGCAGGGGAACCUCUGUGCCCUCCACCAUUUCGCCAUCUACAUCCUCUGCACCCGUACCUCCGUUCUCUCCGCAAACUCUUGCAACGGACAUACCACCUACAUCCUUCGCACCGGAAUCGCAGACUCCAACCUCGCAGCCAAAUCCUGCAACGGGUAUACCCCGUCCCACCCAAUCUUCCUCCACCACUUUUCCAAGCCCCGAAACGCCGACAUCGCCGGUCCGCGAUCUUCGCCCUCGCCUGCCUGGACUUCUCAACCGUCUUCCUACGUCGUCCUCACCCUCACCCUCAUCCUCACAAGGUCAAAAAGGAAGCGGUAACGAUGGCGGACUGAGCGGUCCUUCGACCAUCGCCAUCGGUGUGGUCUUGCCCGGCGUCGGUGUCAUCGUCGCCAUCAUCAUCGGAAUAGUGGGCGUCAAAAGGCACAGAAGAGCACCGCGAGAGCUGCCGACUAGGCGUUGGAGUACCUAG